UGAUGUAUGACACUGCGUGUGAUGUCGCUGCCUGACAGCAACAAUGGCGGCCCCCACAAAACGCGUGAGUGAAACACCAGCCAGCAAAAAAGACAAAAAGAAUAAAAAUCAAGCAGAUGAGACUGAACUGCUGACAGUACCGGAUGGCUGGAAAGAGCCUCAGUUCACCCGAGGGGACAACCCUAAAGGUCUGCUGGAGGAGAGCAGCUUCGCCACCCUUUUCCCCAAAUACAGAGAAGCGUAUCUGAAAGAAUGCUGGCCCCUGGUGCAAAAAGCACUUGGAGAUGUUUUCAUCAGUGCCACACUGGACCUGAUUGAAGGCAGUAUGACUGUCCACACCACUAAGAAAACCUUUGACCCAUAUUCUAUCCUCAGAGCAAGAGAUCUCAUUAAGUUAUUGGCUAGAAGUGUACCGUUUGAACAGGCUAUAAGGAUACUAGAAGAUGAUGUAGCAUGUGAUAUAAUAAAAAUUGGCACUCUGGUGCGAAACCGAGAGCGUUUUGUGAAGAGAAGACAGAGGCUUAUUGGCCCCAAAGGCUCCACACUAAAAGCGUUGGAGCUUCUGACCAACUGUUACGUGAUGGUUCAGGGUAACACAGUCUCUGCUCUGGGCCCCCAUAGUGGCUUGAAGGAGGUGCGAAACGUUGUGCUGGACACCAUGAAGAACAUUCACCCCAUUUACAACAUAAAGACUCUAAUGAUCAAGAGAGAGCUCGCGAACGACCCGGAGCUGCGCACUCAGAGCUGGGAGAGAUUCCUGCCAAACUUCCGCCAUAAGAGUGUCUCCAAACGCAAGCAGCCCAAGAAGAAGAUGACUAAGAAGAAGGAAUACACACCGUUCCCACCCCCUCAACCUGAUAGCAAGAUCGACAAGGAGCUGGCAAGUGGAGAGUUUUUCCUACAUGAGAAUGAAAAGAGACGUAGAAAGAUGAAAGAAAUAAAGGUGAAACAGGCUGAAGCUUUAUCCAAAAGACAAGAGGAGAGACAGAAAGCUUUCAUUCCCCCAAAAGAGAAACCAGCUGUCAAAAAGACCAAAGCAGCAUCUACAGAGGAUAAAAUUGACAUUCAGGCCAUCAAAGAAAAGGUCAAGAAGGCAAAAACGAAAAAACUUGGAGCUCCUCCAGCGAACCCUGACAGCUCUUCUGUCAAAGACACAAAGACGAAGAAAAAGAAAGUCAAGAGCUAAUUCUCGUACUUCAU
Triplophysa rosa is the source of this 1200-nucleotide messenger RNA. It is a transcript of the gene krr1, whose product is annotated as KRR1 small subunit processome component homolog. Gene Ontology annotation, molecular function: RNA binding. The record is from RefSeq and is a predicted model, not a curated record. The coding region runs from base 44 to 1186 and encodes 380 amino acids. Gene Ontology annotation, cellular component: small-subunit processome; nucleolus. The transcript has 10 exons. Lineage: Eukaryota; Metazoa; Chordata; Actinopteri; Cypriniformes; Nemacheilidae.